AUGUCAUCAGCAACAUCUCCAUCACCCAUCUUCCAGACAGACACCAUCCCGUCCAGCAUGACUCUACCUCCGGUCACACCGACUCCACUGAAGCGGAAGCCAUCAGCCGAUCCCUCCACUCCUCCUCGGGAGUCUCUAAAGAGGCCGCGACUAGACUCACAAAGACUGUCCACCGAUGAGACCCUACGCUCGACAAAGCACUACGCCGUGUACUUCCACAAUCUCCUCGAAGACCCGGAGAGCGCCAAUCACCAGCUCCUCAGCGCAUCCACCGUCUUCGAGAGCACCCAAAAGGCCAUGCGUGAUCACGCUACCCAAGCAAUCGAAGCAAACGUCCAAUGGGGAGCAACAAGAGAGCUCAGCACCAACCGACUCUACGAGAUCCUGGAUAGUAAGAACCAUGUCGUUCUACGCUACGAAAUGGACAUUGUCUUCCCGACAGGCGAAAACGUGGACGGCGUGAAGCAGUGGAGUCGCGCGAGCGAGCUGGAAGCCUUGCCAGUGCAAUAUGGUCUGUGUGUUGAGUAUCUCAAUGACAAUUACGACGAGGAAGAGGGAGCAGAACGCUCCCUGGUCGUCACUUUCAGUAGUCUAGGCGAAGCCAAACACGCCAUGAAGAAGUCGGCGGCGGCGUACAUUGGCAGCUCCAGUGGAGUCAAAGUGUCUGAGAGGCGGAUUGAGAUGGUAGGGGAGGAGGGAGAAGUCCUUCGACGAUACAAGAUCGAAGACGGGAGGAGGGAUGCACAAGGUAGGUUUAUACGGGAAGAAGACUUGUAUCUUGAGCUGAGCGGUGCAGAUGCGACGACGGUACCUGCCGACCUUUCACCCGCGCCCGAGAGAUUGGAGUCGCCUGCACCGCCGUCUCCUCAGCCGAUAGUUGCUCCAGCCAUUACUGCAGUCGUACGCCAAGCUAUACCAGAAGUCGCAUCAAACAGUCCCGCUCCCGCGACCCCCGAACCAGAAGCUACUCAAGGCACUCGCCGCCAGUCUGCUCGGAUCAAAGUCGAAACUCAGGCUGCUAAGGAUAUGAAGGAAGAGCAAGCAAAGGUCGAAAUCAAGCCCAAGCCUCAGCCUAAAUCAAAGGCUCCAGCUCAACCCAAGGCCCCAGCAAAGCCCAAAACGCCAGCUAAAUCCAAAGCCAAAGCCAAAACCUCAGCGCAAACUCCAGUCGACACGUCCUCUCACUGUACCUGUCGCGGCCUUGACGAUGGCAGCUUGAUGAUCGGCUGCGACAAUGACGCUUGUCCGAUCGGCUGGUAUCAUGGACGUUGUAUCGGCAUCUCCAAGCCUAUCCCGAAGAACCAAGAAUGGUAUUGUGCCAUGUGCACGAAAGAGAUGGAGAACAACAAGGAUAAGGGUGUUGGAGCGGUUAUUGUGAAGACACCUGCGAAGAAGAGAGGUAGCGGUGGUGGCGUAAAGACAAAGACAAAGACAAAGGCGAAGGCGAGGAAGAGGAAGUAG
Alternaria novae-zelandiae is the source of this 1461-nucleotide messenger RNA. RefSeq lists its product as uncharacterized. The record is from RefSeq and is a predicted model, not a curated record. The transcript has a single exon. NCBI's taxonomy places the organism in Eukaryota, Fungi, Ascomycota, Dothideomycetes, Pleosporales, Pleosporaceae. Bases 1 to 1461 code for a protein of 486 amino acids.